AUGACACAGGCAAUGCCAGUGUCAUUAUACAAACAAACGCCACCACAACAACAACAAUGCCACCCGGUAAUUAUCUACACACAUUCUCCAAAGGUCAUUCAUACUCAGCCUAAAGAUUUCAUGUCAUUGGUGCAAAAGCUCACCGGCCUCUCUCGCUCAGAUGAAAAGGAGGAUGAGGACGGUGGCAACCCAACGCCGCAACAACCCUCAAACCAGAAAUUUGGGGGUGACGUUGCGGUGGCCGUGGGAGACAAAGAAAGUGGUCGAAAAAAUGAGGACAACGAGACAUCAUCGGUCAUAACAACCGAAGAAAAUUAUUGUAGUAGCGUGGGAGAAAACCAAGUUAACUCUUGUUUCAUGACGGGGGAGCCAUCAAUGCUAGAGCCUAGGUUGAACCCUUACGUGACAAAUUUGCCGGUGUUGGCACCGAGCUCGGCGGAGUUUGCGUGUUCGAGUCAGCCAUUCUUGAAUUACACGGAUUCUUUGUUUUUCUCUCAUAACAUGAGGAACUCUAUUCCAUCAUCUGUGACAUUGGAAGGGAUGAAAGAGUUCCGUGAGCAUUGA
Messenger RNA from Glycine soja, 564 nucleotides. RefSeq names its product VQ motif-containing protein 20-like. Gene Ontology annotation, cellular component: nucleus. The record is from RefSeq and is a predicted model, not a curated record. The coding region runs from base 1 to 564 and encodes 187 amino acids. NCBI's taxonomy places the organism in Eukaryota, Viridiplantae, Streptophyta, Magnoliopsida, Fabales, Fabaceae. The transcript has a single exon.